GGCCGGUAGGGUGCGCUAUCCACGGUGCCUUGCCAGAUCCCGGCCGGCCUGCGCCUGCGCGGGGCUUGAGCGCCGCUGCGAAGGCUGUGGGGGAGUGGAGCGGCCUAUCCCACACCUGCGCACUCGGACCAAGAUGGCGGCGGCGGCCCUCCUGGGCCGGGGAGCUGCGGCGGCUGCCGCUGGGCUGCGGAGGCGAUUCUGUCAUAUGAUGAAUCCAUAUACCAUUAAGAAACAGCCUCUGCAUCAGUUUGUCCAGAGACCACUUUUCCCACUCCCUGCAACCUUAUGUAACACAGUGAGAUACAUGUUUAUUCAAACACAAGAUACCCCAAAUCCCAACAGUUUAAAGUUUAUUCCAGGAAAACCAGUUCUUGAGACAAGGACCAUGGAUUUUCCCACACCAGCUACAGCAUUUCGCUCCCCUCUGGCUAGAUUAUAUUCUAUUAUAGUUAUUAAAAGGCAGUUAUUUAGGAUUGAAGGAGUAAAAAGUGUCUUCUUUGGACCCGAUUUCAUCACUGUCACAAAGGAAAAUGAAGAGUUAGACUGGAAUUUACUGAAACCAGAUAUCUAUGCUACAAUUAUGGAUUUCUUUGCAUCUGGCUUACCUUUAGUUACUGAGGAAACACCUUCAGGAGAAGCAGGAUCUGAAGAUGAUGAUGAAGUUGUGGCAAUGAUUAAGGAAUUGUUAGAUACUAGAAUACGGCCAACUGUGCAGGAAGAUGGAGGAGAUGUAAUCUAUAAAGGCUUUGAAGAUGGCAUUGUACAGCUGAAACUCCAAGGUUCUUGUACCAGCUGUCCCAGUUCAAUCAUUACUCUGAAAAAUGGAAUUCAGAACAUGCUGCAGUUUUAUAUUCCAGAAGUAGAAGGUGUGGAACAGGUUAUGGAUGAUGAAUCAGAUGAAAAAGAAGCAAACUCACCUUAAAUUAAUUUGAGUUUUCUUUGGGCCCAGCAGUUGGACUUGUUGAUAUAUAUACUAAGCUUUUAUUAUUAAUCUGCUAAGGAACUUGAGGAUUAAUAAAAUAUACCCUUUCUUCAGAGAAUGAUAUAUAAAUAUUGCAUGUUUGCUUUACCUCAUAUGAGUUAUUUAUAACAUCCUGAGUCAUCUUCUGUACACGUGGAUUUUAUCCAGGGAUAUUUUUAUUUUUGUUCUUCAUUUCUCAUGGUUCCUUCUUUGCAUAAUGUGUGAAGCAGUUUAAAAUACAUCCCCCCCAAUCUAAUUUAUUUACUUUUUUAAUACAGAAGUAAAUAGGGAGAAUCUUUUUAAGAUAUUCUAAAAUGGCUUAGCUUUUUAUGAGAUGUUUGAAACUAUGUUUACUGAAUUUUUACCUUGUUAAAAAAAAAACACUAAACAAUUUUUAGUUUUAAAAUGGUAUCUGCCUAGUAGCCCCCAAUGUAGUAUCACAUAACUUCCCACUGAAAGACCAAAAAGAAAAAAGAAAAAUCAUAAUGCUGAAAACUGAUGAAGAACCAAGUUCUGGAAUGUAGACAAAAUUUCCCUUGAUUACAGGACAGAGCAGGCUGAAUUGAGAAAAACUGCCAUAGUAUGCUCAGGCUUUACCUUAUGAUACAAAAUCUGUCUGAAAAAAAAAUGUGAAACUGCUUGGUCCUUCUACUGGCUUCUCCUGACUCAGAGAUCUAUAAUCUGUACCAUGCCAAAAAUUUGGACAGUUAUCUUUCUACCAUAUGUGUACAGCUUUUUCAGAUAGCCCAAGUAGCAAAUUAUGCUUCUCGUUUUUCUAUAGGAAUUCAGAGUCAACAGUUCACAGACAAUAUCAGGAAAGGAAAGAUAGGUACAUUGCAUCUUUGGAAUUCUGUUCCCCAAAAGUACUGAGAUUAAAAUAGGGAUGGAAACAGAAAGAACUCCAGCAGUUGUGAGUGCUGGGAAGAGAAGUUUUAAUUUUUCUUCUUUUGGUUCACAGAACCAGGUAUUGCGGUUGGAGAAUUUGUUUCCUGAGCCGUUAUAGAUGAAUUCAGGUUAGACUAUGGGAAUUACUGCGUAAGGUAGGCACAUUAACUUGCUGAAGCUACAGGAAAUUGAGAUUGUGGAGGAGAUGCAGUUAAUGACAAGUCUUGGGUCUGGCCACGAAAUAAGUGGCUGAGGUGAGUGGGGGAUUUAGUUACUGGAAGAGGAAGUCACAGAACAAGAGAGGCCAAGUUAUUGGAAAGAUUUUCUACAAAAGGGAGCUUGUUGGAACUUCCCUGGUGGGCCAGUAGUUAAGACUCCACGCUCCCAACACAGGGGGCCCGGGUUCGACCCCUGGUCAGGGAAAUAAGAUUCCACAUAACACAACUAAGCCCGCGUGCCACAAGUAGAGAAACCCACGUGCCGCAACGAAGACCCAGCGCAGGCAAAAUAAAUAAACUAAAAAAACAAAAACAAAAACUGGUUGUCUUAAACAAUAGAAAUUAAAAAAACAAACAAAAAAACACUAUGGGACAUUUCAAUGUGUAUUUGAAACUGAGAUUAUUGGCCAAAGCACCUGGAGGGUUUUUUACUAAACAAAAUUAGGGUGAAGCCUGUCAAGGAGUGGGUAAUUUCCCCCUCUACCCCUUUUGAGUUCUUGUGACUGGACUAACAAUAAAAUUGACACAAAAUAGAUUAACAGGAGAAAAAGAAACAAAUUUUAAUUCUUGCACACAGAGGUCUCAUAGUAACGGGACCCAAGAAGUGGCCAAAGCAUUAGCUUUUAUAUUUUUAGACAAAAUUAAUUUGAGAGGAAUUGACAGAACAAAGAAAUUUAGGUUUGGGUGCUAAUUAGUAAGGAAUUUAAACAGUUUGGACUUGGGUAGUGAGUUAGGAAGGAAAUAACAAGGUUUGUUUAGGUAGUCUUUUGGCCUGAAUUCCCUAUCUCUGGUGAUAAGGAUGUCUUCCUAUAUCUCCCAGUACAGGGAGGGCACCUGUCACAUGGAAGAUUUAUUUCCUGCUUUCAGGGAGACAGGAGGGUCAGAGUCCCUCUUGUAUCAGCCAUUUCUUAAGUAACUUUAAUUCAAAAUAAUAUGACAUUGAGGCAUAUUUUGGGGUGCCUGCCAUGAGCCCCACCAAGCCCUAAUACAGAAUGAUAAGGAGCAAAAUAUAUAAGAAUAGACUUUCAUUGAGCAUUCACUAUGACCCUGUUCUCAGCACCUUAUAUUUAUGAAGUCAUUUAAUCCUAUGAGAUGGGUAACUAUUAUUGUCCCCAUGAGGCACAGAGAGGAGAAGUACAUAUUCCAUUGCCAUAGAAAUUAAGUGGAAAAGCCAGGAACAUGGACCCUGACAUUCUGGGUGCAGAGCCUGUGCACAUUGCCAUUAGGGAAUUGAACCCUCGUACUUUUCCCGAGUAUUCCUACCUCAGGAAAGGGAAAAGCAUUCCUUGUCUUCAUAGGUGCUGCUUCCUAGUGGACCAUCUUUUACUUGCUUCAGACCAUCAUGGGCCAAAUGUGUACAUUUGUACACAUCUGUGUGCAUAUGUGUACAUUUUUUUCAUGCAGGAAUAUGAAGCUGGCUGCUCUCCAGUCCAGUGGGAAUUUACAUCAUCCCUUUGGGAAACCCUAGCCUUAUACUCUGCUUCUCCACAUUAGAGUUAUCAAUAAUAAUUCCACAGGGUGCUUGCAGUCUGCAGAAUCGACUUUUGAAAGAAACUCUAGAAAACAGUAUUCUUCUGUCUCCUUACAUUUGGAGUCAUCUUUCAACUCUAGGCAGCUCCCUGAAUGGUCCACCUCUAUUUUGGCUCUGAUCACAUCCUACAGGAUAGAAAUAGUAGAUAGGACCAGUUAAUCUCAUGGUUUCCAAUUUGUUGACAAUUUCUUGGCAGUAGAAUGAGUUUCUUUCUAGCAGAGGUAGAAAACUCUGCCCCAGGUUCUGCCUACUGGGGAAAUUUGGAGCCACCCUGGAGGCGAGUAUUGGGGAAUGUAUUAAUUCUAGUUGGAGUCAGCACCCUUUGUUCUCAAGCCUGAGGAACAUCUUUUGUUAGUGUUUUCUUGGUGUCCCUUCAUUCUUUUAGCCCUUUCCUUUGAAGAACUUCUACCUGUUCCUGACUCUAUGUGGCUCUGGUGGAACUGUCCAAUCACCGUGUCCUACCUUUGCCACCAGAGUGGGGCAUACGACUCACUAGACCCAUCAGAAUCCUUGCCUAAAUAUAAAAAGUGAGGACGGAGGAAUAGCCUCUCUCCCCUUGGACUGCAAGCUGUAAAGAUGUGAUUCCAGAGCUGUUUUAGGGUCUUUACCCUGUCCAUGAGGUCAGAGAGAGAAUCAAAGAGAGUUCUGACAACAUUUUUUGUGUGCCUGGAUAUAGAUGUAUCUGAAGCUGUUUGUAUCUCUGUCCUUUCCAAUUACAUUAGCCAAUAAAUCCCCCUCUUCAGCUAGUUUGAGUAACUUUCUAUUAUUUGUCAUUGAAAGCUCUAUCCUCUAGAAAUUUAAAAUAAAUACAUAUAUUCACGUUGAGGAAGUCAAUAAGAUCACCCUUCGAUGGAUGUGUUAGUCAGGCUUUCUAGAGAAACAACUAGUAGGGGGGAGAGAGGGAGCGAGAAAUUCAUUUUAAGGAAUUGGCUCAUGCAAUCAUGGAGGCUACCAAGUCCAAAAUCUGCAGGAUGGGCUGUCAGGGUGGAGACAGGGAAGAGCUGACGUUGCAGUCCAAGUCCAGUUUGGCUGGGGAAUUCCUUCCAGCUCUGGGGAGGUCAGUCUUUUGUUCUAUUCAGACUUUUAGUUGACUAGAUGAGGCCCAUCCACGUAAUGGAGCUCAUUGUGCUUUACUGAGUCCACUGAUUUAAAUGUUAACCUCAUCUGAAAGCAUCCUCACAGAAACAUCCAGAAUAUAAUAUUUGACCAAAUAUCUGGGCACUCUAGUGCAGCCAAAUUGACCCAUAAAAUCAGCCCUCACAGUGGGGAAAGUUUGCCUUCAGCACCAACUUAUUCCUGAUUCCUGCUCCCAUAAUUUGGCCUCCUUUCUCUGGCGUUACCAUACUUAGUUCCACAUGCCCUUAUAUUGUCCCUUUCUUGCCUAGUGUCAUCAACCAAGGUAAUCUGUCCAGGUCUGCCUUCCUUCUAAUUUCAGAAUUAUCUUUAUUUUAUCCCCAUCAAAGCUUGCAUUUCCUCAGUGACUUUUUCACACCUGGUAUCCAAAUGAAAAUAAUCUCAUAGUUACACUCUAAAGUGUAAUAGAUGAUAGUGACUUAAUGUAGAUCUCCUUGGGGAGGGAGAGCUGUUCUGCCUUAAAUAUAUAUGUACAGGUGGAGUUUAGGCAAUGUGAUAGGGAAGGAGUGGAGGUAAUUUUGCACGAGGGAACUUUCUGGUUCCCUUAUAAUCCUAUUUUGUGAGUGACUAGUCCUCUAUAGUCAAGCCCUAACUAUUUAACAUUUGAUUCCCUUCUUAAUGCUUCCUUUUAAAAAGGGCAAAUACACAGAUGCAAAGUGUAAGAUAGGAUUCUUCUUUAGGGAACUGCCAAUAGGUUAAAGUAUAGCUAGACUGUUAAAUGCUUGAAUACAGUGAUGGGAGAUGAUGCUGAUAAAACCGACAGGAGUGAGAUCUGAAUUACCAAGGGUGUGUGCAUAGGAGUCUGGACUUAAUCCUUCAGGUGAAGGAUACCCACUGAAUUGGAAGCAGGGAGAAACAGGAUCUGAUCUGUGUUUUUGAAAAAUCACUCUGGUGUGAAAGUGUCUAGGAUGAACUGGGGUAGUGGUGGAAUCAAAGGGGUUUACUUAAGGGGUCUUUCUGAGGCCCUGACUGGUGCCUUCUCCUGUUCAUUGCUUCCUUCUCAAAGGCCUUCGUGGCUCAACCUACUUCUUUUUCCUUUGACAUCUUCUCUGUCCACUGAAGUACACUUCUCCAUAUAACUCCAUAAGAUGUGGGAUAUAUAUGCCCCUGCUUCCCCUAUUCUUGUAAUGCACAGGGCUUUUAAAAUGUAUGUAUAAUUAAAAUGAGAUGUAUGUAUGUAUGUAUAUUAAAAUGAGAUAUGUAUGUGUA
Globicephala melas (long-finned pilot whale) is the source of this 5938-nucleotide messenger RNA. RefSeq names its product NFU1 iron-sulfur cluster scaffold (gene NFU1). Gene Ontology annotation, cellular component: mitochondrion. Gene Ontology annotation, molecular function: 4 iron, 4 sulfur cluster binding; iron ion binding. The record is from RefSeq and is a predicted model, not a curated record. Gene Ontology annotation, biological process: iron-sulfur cluster assembly. NCBI's taxonomy places the organism in Eukaryota, Metazoa, Chordata, Mammalia, Artiodactyla, Delphinidae.